Messenger RNA from Cynara cardunculus var. scolymus (artichoke), 2050 nucleotides. RefSeq lists its product as uncharacterized. The record is from RefSeq and is a predicted model, not a curated record. The transcript is spliced from 5 exons. Lineage: Eukaryota; Viridiplantae; Streptophyta; Magnoliopsida; Asterales; Asteraceae. Bases 72 to 1838 code for a protein of 588 amino acids. Gene Ontology annotation, molecular function: deoxynucleoside kinase activity. Gene Ontology annotation, cellular component: cytoplasm.
GAAAAUUACAGUGAAAUGGAAGCAAACCGACAAAGAAGAGAGUGAUUUUUGCAAGGAAAUGUUUGUAAAGUAUGCAGAAGCUGCUGCGUCGAAACCCUUGUUCAGGGGCCCCAAUUCUAUGGCCUUCACCCACUAUUUUACCCCCUGCUCUUCAUCUUAUCCCACUAGGGUUUAAGCAAAAUACCACCAAACGUAGCUUACAUUCUCUAAGGUUUAAGAAAACUAACCCCUUUUCCUUUCCUUCCCUAAUGCCGCCGGCUGCCACCGCUUUACACUUUCUUAGUGGUCGGAACCCUAUGCUUUCCAUGUGUAAUCCUACCACCUAUUCGAGUUCCAGUUUCUGUGAUUCCAGCUCUGAUUAUAAGUGUCGUAUUUGCCGGUGUUCCAUCCAGAGUGGUACAAGUGUUCCCGGUAGAGCAUGGGUUGUGUUUAAGGAGAGUCGAAGUGGGUCUCGUUUAGCUUGGUUUCGUACCUCUUAUACUUCUUCUGAUAAGGGGGUUUUGAAUUCUGUGGAGAAUAGUGAAGAUGACGGUGGCGGUGAUAAAGGGUUGUCGGUUUCGGAGGUGAAGUCGACGAAAUUGAACAGGAGGCAGAGGGGUUUGUUGGGUGGUGGGAGUAGUAAUCCUCCGCCAUUACUCGCCGGAAAUCCCGAUCUGUUGAGAAUUCCGGGCGUGGGACCAAGAAACUUGAGGAAGCUGGUGGAGAAUGGGAUUGCUGGUGUUGCUGAGCUCAAGAAAAUCUACAAGGACAAGUUUUUCGGGAAAUCGAAUCAGAAGAUGGUUGAUUUUUUACAAAGCUCUGUUGGGAUUAUACAUAGAAACCAUGCCGAGAGUAUAACCACUUUCAUCGAAGAGAGUGUGAAUGAAGAGAUGAAAGAUGACGGUGUCAAAUCUGCCCCAAAGAAACGACUUACUUUUUGUGUAGAAGGAAACAUAAGUGUUGGGAAGACAACCUUCUUGAAGAGAAUUGCAAAUGAAACACUUGAACUUCAGGAUCUUGUUGAGAUCGUUCCUGAACCUAUUGACAAAUGGCAGGAUAUUGGACCCGAUCAUUUUAACAUUUUAGAUGCUUUCUAUUCCGAGCCGCAGAGGUAUGCGUACACAUUCCAAAAUUAUGUUUUCGUUACAAGAGUUAUGCAGGAGAAAGAGUCAUCAAGUGGAAUUAAGCCGCUUAGAUUAAUGGAAAGAAGUGUUUUCAGCGAUCGAAUGGUCUUUGUGAGAGCUGUUCACGAAGCUAACUGGAUGAACGAGAUGGAAAUCAGCAUCUAUGACUCAUGGUUCGAUCCGGUUGUUUCAUCUUUGCCUGGACUCGUUCCAGACGGUUUUAUUUAUCUUAGAGCUAGCCCUGAUACUUGCCAUAAACGAAUGAUGCUACGCAAGAGAGAAGAAGAAGGUGGUGUGAGCCUAGAGUAUCUGCGUGGUUUGCAUGAAAAGCACGAGAGCUGGCUUUUGCCAUUCGAAAGCGAAAAUCAUGGGAUACUUUCUGUCAGUAAGCUUCCACUUCACAUGGAUAACUCUUUGCAUCCCGAUAUAAGAGAUCAUGUUUUCUAUUUGGAGGGCAAUCAUAUGCAUUCCAGUAUCCAGAAGGUCCCUGCAUUGGUUCUUGACUGUGAACCCAACAUUGAUUUUUCCAAGGAUAUUGAAGCUAAGGAGCAGUAUGCUCGCCAGGUUGCGAAGUUCUUUGAAUUUGUAAAAAAAGCGCAAGAAGUUCCAGCAAAAGGCAAUGAAUCGCAGGUGCUGCUGCCUCACAAUGGAGGAUUAUUUGGUAAGAAUUUUCCGGAGUCCCUCAAAACGCUGGAUUUCAAACGGGCCAUGUCUCUCUUGUCUACAUCUGGAUAGUUGUUUCCUGCUGUAUUCUCUGUUGGUUUUGCUUGUAAAAAGGAUCAGAAUGUGGAUUUUAACCUUUUCUUUAGGAUGAUGGUAGCAUUUGUUUUGAACUGUUAGAAGUCUCUUGUUUUGAAGUAGGAAGUUUUUACCGGUUCGUUCAUUCGACCAGAAUCGCUGGUCUUGUAAACUAGUUGUUGCUGAAUAUGUUCAUAUUUGGUCAUGCU